Brassica rapa (field mustard) is the source of this 1145-nucleotide messenger RNA. RefSeq names its product nudix hydrolase 19, chloroplastic. Gene Ontology annotation, cellular component: peroxisome; cytosol. Lineage: Eukaryota; Viridiplantae; Streptophyta; Magnoliopsida; Brassicales; Brassicaceae. The record is from RefSeq and is a predicted model, not a curated record. Gene Ontology annotation, biological process: NAD+ catabolic process; NADP+ catabolic process. Gene Ontology annotation, molecular function: NADH pyrophosphatase activity.
CGUUGCUUGAAUGGCACAAAGUCUCACUCUUUUGUGGAGCUUGUGGAGGUUCAACUGUUCCGAAGGAAGCUGGGAGAAGAAAGCAGUGUUCUAACGAGGCUUGCAAAAAGCGGGUUUAUCCCCGGGUUGACCCGGUUGUUAUAAUGUUGGUUAUUGAUCGAGAGAAUGACCGCGCGCUUUUGAGUAGGCAAGCGAGGUUUGUGCCGAGGAUGUGGAGUUGUUUAGCAGGGUUUAUUGAGGUAUGAAUGAAAGCAGACAAGCCUUCUCUGUUGUGUGUAUAUUGUUUUUGAUGCUGCUUCUGAUAGCCAGGGGAGAGCUUAGAAGAGGCUGUGAGGCGAGAGACAUGGGAAGAGACGGGGAUUGAAGUAGGAGAAGUUGUCUAUCACAGCUCUCAGCCUUGGCCUGUUGGACCAAGUAGCAUGCCAUGCCAGUUGAUGCUUGGGUUCUUUGCUUUCGCCAAGACUCUUGACAUAAACGUAGACAAGGAAGAGUUAGAAGAUGCUCAAUGGCACAGUAGAGAAGAUGUGAAGAAAGCAGUGUCGUUUGCAGAGUACAGGAAGGCGCAAAGAACAGCGGCUUCAAAGAUAGAGCAGAUGUGUAAAGGUGUGGAGAGAAACCAGAGUCUAUCAACUGAUUUCAAUGUGGAAAGCGGUGAGCUCGCUCCUAUGUUCAUCCCGGGUCCAACUGCCAUAGCUCAUCACCUGAUCUCAACAUGGGUGGAUCAGGGUUCUGGCAAUGUUCACUCAAAGCAACAACCUGGUGUUUCUCUCUCAAAUCUGUAGAUAGAAAGAAAGUUCCAACAAUGAUGCUUUUAGAGAAAUCAAACUGUUGCUGUUGAUGAUGCCUAUUUCGAAUUGCAGAGAGUACUGUUAUUAUUAGGGGUGGGCCCUUCGGUUAUUUUAUCGGUUCGAGUUCGGUUCGGUUUAGUUGGUUCGGUUCUAGAAUUUUUCCAGCUGAAGUAAACCAUAGUUAGUUUGGUUUGGAUCGAUUUUGGUUCAGUUAUGUUAGGUUCGGUUUAUAUUCGGUUUGGCUUGUAUUCGAUUCGGUUUGUAUUUCGGUUCAGGUCGGUUUAAUCGGAUUUCUCUUAGUUUAUUUAUUGUACAAGAAAUCAUGUUUUAAUACAUACAUGUAUGGUUGUCAUGAAA